AUGGCUAUCCAAGGUGCGCUUCUACAACACCAGCAUGCUUGUGGUCGUCUUGAUUUAGUGGCACGUGUUUUUGAAUUGAAAAGGAAGGCGCUUAUGGAUGAGAUAACGAAUAAGAAUGUUUUCGGGAAAGUCGUAGCUCAUGUACACACCAUAGAAUUCCAGAAACGAGGGCUACUACAUAUACAUCUGCUGAUAUUUUUAGAAAAAUCAGAGAAAAUCCGUACGGUUGAACAGGUUGAUAAAUAUGUAUCAGCGGAGUUCCCAGAUGAGAAUGAAGAUCUAAUUCUCUUUGAUACAGUAACAAAGUGCAUGGUUCACGUACCAUGUGGAGUAAGAGCAGUAAAAUACAUCAACAAGUACAUCUAUAAAGGGUAUGACAAAACAACAGUUGCCGUUGGAGCAAAAGAUGAAGUGCAAAUGUACAUUCACGCAAGGUAUAUUGGACCUCCUGAAGCUGCAUGGCAUUUAUUUGGUUAUUCAAUGCAUAGAGAAGAACCAAAUGUCGUAAGAUUGGCAAUCCAUUUUCCAGGGAAGCAAAGAAUUAUCUAUGAAUCAGAAGGAAGCAUAGAAGGUUUCACGGAUAAGGCUGAGAACUAUAAGUCAACAUUAAUGAGUUAUUUUGAAUUUUAUGCUGAAAAUCCAACAGCACCCGCGUAUACGUAUCAAGAGUUCCGCAGCACUUUGUCUGGAGUGAUAAAAAGUGGAAAAUCAUACAACGGGGUUUUACAAUUGCUAGAAUGUACUUUUGUAUCCCCCAAUGCUGAAGAACUUCUAAGAACGGUGAACGGUGAAUUGUGCCAUACAUUCAAGAAAGCGUGCAUAGCACUUGGGUUACUAAAACAUGACGGAGAAUGGAUAGCACUUCUUGAAGAGGCUGUGGAUAUCCAGACAGGCAGUCAGUUAAGAAAGCUAUUCAAAAUCGUCUUAUCUGAUUGUAACCUAACGGAACCAGAACUUCUGUGGGCCAAGUUUGGUUUGAAAAUGUGUGAUGAUCUCCCUCAUAGAUUGCGAACAAUGUUCGGAAUUCAAAAUCCGAGGGACGAACGGGUUUUGGAUUAUGGAUUGUAUUGCUCACUACUUUUAGUCGGGGGCAGAACUGCACAUUCAACUUUUAGAAUUCCAAUAGAGAUCAACGAAAGAAGUCAUAUAUUCUGUGUAGAAUCAGUUAAUAAAUUACUUAAAGAUAUAUGUGAAAAUGACUUACAAUUUGGAGGUGUUACCGUUGUUAUGGGGGGAGACUUCCGUCAAACUUUUCCAGUUAUUCCAAAUGGAGGUCGUGCAGAUGUAGUAGGAGCAUGCAUUAGAAGUUCUGUUAUCUGGAAAAAUAUCAAAGUUUUGACACUUACAAAGAAUAUGCGCCUAGAUCAAUGCGAUCAAGAAAACACAGAUUUCGCAGAUUUCUUACUAGAGGUUGGGUCAAAACCAGAAGAAAAAAUAGGACUCCCUUCAUCUGUAAAUAGAUGCAAAGACAUGAAAGAGUUGAUAUCCAAACUGUAUCCUUCAUUAGGUACAUGUAACCAGGUAUCACCCGAAGAGUUAACUGAGAGGAUCAUUUUAUCAGCACGUAAUGAUGAUGUUAACGAUAUUAACAUGGAAGUGCUAAACAUUUUGGAUGGAGAUACAUACACUUAUUUAGAUGCGGAUAGAUUGAAUCCAGAUGAGAGUGGAAAAAUCCCACAUUACAGCAGCGAAUUCCUACAGAACCUGAAUCCACCAGGAAUGCCUCUAUUCAAGUUAACUCUUAAAAUUGGAUGUCCAGUUAUUCUGAUGAGAAAUCUAUCCUCAUCAGAGGGUCUUUGCAAUGGUACUAGAUUAUUGGUUACUAAAUGUGGUAGGCAUGUAAUUCAAGCCAAAAUUAUAACCGGACACAAAGCAGGGGACACAGUAUUGCUACCAAGAAUAUCAUUUCAACCAUCGGUCUCAAAAUUAAAUGUAAACAUGUCGAGGCGUCAGUUUCCAGUUCGAGUAGCUUAUACAAUGGCAAUCAAUAAAUCACAGGGACUGUCUGUAAAGUAUGUUGGGAUCGACCUAAAAACUCCUGUUUUCAGCCAUGGCCAACUUUACGUGGCUUUAUCGAGAUGCACUGCCGCCAAAAGAAUAACAGUACUCCUUGAAGAAGAUACUGAGAAACUAGAAACAACAAACAUUGACAAACCACAGACUUCAUCGGGAAUAAAUCGUAUUAUAUCGGCAAAAAUACCUGAAAAAAAAGAGGAUCCAGAUGGGCAUAAAGGUGUUGUUCAGUUCAUGUUGCAUGGACCUUGCGUAAUUAACAAACUAGACCAGAAAUACAUGAGAGACAACAAGUGUUCGAAACACUAUCCAAAGGCUUUCAACAUCCAGACUACGUCGUAUGUGAAUGGGAAUAAUAAUAGAAGUUCUAUUGACAAACCACAGACUUCAUCGGGAAUAAAUCAUAUUAUAUCGGCAAAAAUACCUGACAAAGAAGAGGAUCCAGAUGGGCAUAAAGGUGUUGUUCAGUUCAUGUUGCAUGGACCUUGCGUAAUUAACAAACUAGACCAGAAAUACAUGAGAGACAACAAGUGUUCGAAACACUAUCCAAAGGCUUUCAACAUCCAGACUACGUCGAAUGUGAAUGGGAAUAAUAAUAGAAGUUCUAUUGUAAUUUUUCGUUACAUUAUUUAA
Messenger RNA from Papaver somniferum (opium poppy), 2646 nucleotides. RefSeq lists its product as uncharacterized. The transcript has 8 exons. Gene Ontology annotation, biological process: telomere maintenance; DNA repair. The coding region runs from base 1 to 2646 and encodes 881 amino acids. The record is from RefSeq and is a predicted model, not a curated record. Gene Ontology annotation, molecular function: DNA helicase activity. NCBI's taxonomy places the organism in Eukaryota, Viridiplantae, Streptophyta, Magnoliopsida, Ranunculales, Papaveraceae.